Messenger RNA from Xenopus laevis (African clawed frog), 615 nucleotides. It is a transcript of the gene ferd3l.S, whose product is annotated as Fer3-like bHLH transcription factor S homeolog. The record is from RefSeq and is a predicted model, not a curated record. NCBI's taxonomy places the organism in Eukaryota, Metazoa, Chordata, Amphibia, Anura, Pipidae. The transcript has a single exon. Bases 2 to 388 code for a protein of 128 amino acids. Gene Ontology annotation, biological process: developmental process; regulation of transcription by RNA polymerase II. Gene Ontology annotation, molecular function: sequence-specific DNA binding; RNA polymerase II transcription regulatory region sequence-specific DNA binding; DNA-binding transcription factor activity, RNA polymerase II-specific. Gene Ontology annotation, cellular component: nucleus.
GAUGAGUCCAGCUCAAGGUCUGACGCUAGACGACAGAUUCUAUGAUUUUCCUUCAUUUGGGGAGAGAACAGUCUCAUUCCAUGAAGAUGUCUCUGCCAUAACCAGAUUUGAAGAGGAAGAAACAGAAUAUGAAGAGGAAUUCAACAUUUAUUCUCCAAUGGGUCACCCCAAAAGAAAACGAGUGAUCACAUAUGUCCAGCGCCAAGCUGCCAACAUCAGAGAACGAAAGCGGAUGUUUAACCUCAACGAAGCAUUUGAUGUGCUACGAAAAAAAGUACCGACUUUUGCCUAUGAAAAAAGACUUUCCCGAAUUGAAAUAUUACGCCUUGCCAUUGUGUAUAUAUCCUUCAUGACUGAAUUGCUGGAAAGCUCUGAAAAUAAAAAAUAGGAUGUGUGCGAAGAUGGAGCCAGUGUUAAUGUUUCUACAGUCAAAGCCAGGUGUGUCCUUUACUGUUAUGUUUCGCCAUUCUAGCUUUAAAUUAAGAUGCUUGUAUGGGAUAGUGUUAAAUUAAUACAUGAAGGGGAAGAGAGCUGAAUAGAGUACACAGAUCUAUGUACUAAUACAGUUAUGGGACCUGUUAUCCAGAAUGCUCGGGACCUGGGGUUUUCCGGAUA